AUGUGCGACUACUCUCUUCCGGCUACUGCUGGCUUUCUAAACCAAUUGCUAUUAUUCUGUAAACCGUUGCUUCGUGUUUCCGGGACUGAUCGUAGCCUUCAACACUCGAAGCGAAGUGUUGAGAUAUGUAAUGAGUCGGUGUCCAUUGCUAGAGAAGUCGCAAGACAAGGCUGGAAUUUAAUUGCCCUGGAUUUCCCGGAACUUCUAGAAAAAAGCCGGUGCCCGAAUUCCAAAAUGGAAACAGAUCGUCCAGUUCUUCCUUUCCACGGAUCUGCAAGCUACAGCGUUUGGAAAAACGAGCAGUUUCUCAACCUCAAGCCCGGGCCAACAAUCAUGGAAGUAUAUCUUAUAGGAAAGUUCGAUUUACCUUCAGGAAUAAUUAAUCUAAACUGUGUUAUUCAGCCAAAGUGGUAUUGGCGGCAAGCCUUGUUGUCCACUCCUGUAACGCUUGUUACACAACAUGGAAUGUCCUAA
Molecule: messenger RNA, 474 nt
Organism: Caenorhabditis briggsae
Lineage: Eukaryota; Metazoa; Nematoda; Chromadorea; Rhabditida; Rhabditidae
Exons: 2
Coding region: 1-474 (157 amino acids)
Source: RefSeq, a predicted model, not a curated record